Molecule: messenger RNA, 336 nt
Organism: Daldinia loculata
Lineage: Eukaryota; Fungi; Ascomycota; Sordariomycetes; Xylariales; Hypoxylaceae
Product: KR domain-containing protein
Exons: 2
Coding region: 1-336 (111 amino acids)
Biological process (GO): fatty acid biosynthetic process; secondary metabolite biosynthetic process
Molecular function (GO): fatty acid synthase activity
Source: RefSeq, a predicted model, not a curated record
AUGGGUGCUAAAUUGCUCUUAACGGUUAUUGCACUCAAGGCCCAAGGCGCCCUGGCUUUACAGAACGCGCUACACGACCUGGAUCUCGACUUCUUCGUCAUGACCAGCUCCAUCUCGGCCGUGCUCGGCAACCUAGGGCAGAGCAGCUACAGCGCUGCCAACAGCUACCUGGACUCGCUGGCCAUGCAGCGCAUCGUGGCAGGCCAAGUGGCCACAUCGCUGGUUCUCCGCGUGCUCCUCACUGUCGAUGUGGUUUCUAAGAACGAUGCCAUUGAGAUUUCGAUAGAGCGCAAGGGUCGCGCUGGAGGCAGCAGCCGCCAACCGAACAAGCGAUAA